Messenger RNA from Gastrolobium bilobum, 802 nucleotides. RefSeq names its product 18 kDa seed maturation protein. The transcript has 2 exons. Lineage: Eukaryota; Viridiplantae; Streptophyta; Magnoliopsida; Fabales; Fabaceae. The record is from RefSeq and is a predicted model, not a curated record. Gene Ontology annotation, biological process: embryo development ending in seed dormancy. The coding region runs from base 72 to 587 and encodes 171 amino acids.
GAAACCUAAGCUAGAAAAGAAAAGAAAAGAAAAGAAAAUAAUUGAUCGUUGAAGAAAAGGAAAUUGUGAAAAUGGAAGGAGCAAAGAAAGCUGGAGAGUCCAUCAAGGAAACAGCUGCUAACAUUGGUGCUUCUGCCAAGUCUGGCAUGGAGAAGACCAAGGCCACUGUCCAAGAGAAGACAGAGAGGAUGACGGCACGUGAUCCUCUGAAAAAGGAGAUGGCAACCCAGAAGAAAGAUGCAAAGAUCAACCAGGCCGAGCUAGAGAAGCAGGCGGCGCGUGAGCAUAACGCGGCGGCCAAACAGUCGGCCACGGUUGGGCACAUGGGGCAAGGCCACUACACGACUGGGACCGGAACAGCCCCGUAUUCCACCACCGGGGAAUAUGGACAACCCAUGGGGGCCCACCAGACGUCAGCAAUGCCUGGCCAUGGAACUGGACAGCCCACGAGCAAUGUCACCGACGGAGUGGUGGGCUCACACCCCAUUGGGACGAAUACGGGCACGGGUCGGACCACUGCCCAUAAUACCCGCGUGGGUGGAAAUCAAAAUGCCUCAGGGUAUGGGACCGGGGGUACUUACUCUUAAAUAAUAAUAAUAAUAAUAAUAAUUAUAGCUAAGGGUGUGGAUUAUGUUAUCGUUCAGUCAUUGAGUUGUUUAUUUCGUUUCCUCUUCCUUUUUUUGUUAAGGGAGCAGUUACUGUGUGGUUUUACACGAUACUCGCGUUUCUACUUGUACGUCUCUGAGUUUUUAAGUGUCAUGUCAUGAAGUUGUAACUUCACUUUGUUUCAACAAAUAAAUAA